Cuscuta campestris is the source of this 1912-nucleotide messenger RNA. The record is from the annotation of a GenBank genome assembly. NCBI's taxonomy places the organism in Eukaryota, Viridiplantae, Streptophyta, Magnoliopsida, Solanales, Convolvulaceae.
AAUUUUUUAUUAAGAAAAAAGGAAAAGGAGAAGGAAAAAAGUACACGGAGGGGAGGACUAGACCAAAGCCCCUCUGAAACUGCAUGAAAUAAAGGAAAACUGAAAGGGAAAGAAACAUGAGUGAAAAAGUGAUCACUUCCAGAUUAUAAAGCCGGGAUGCUGAUCAAGGGAAAGGUUUCUAGGCAUUACUUUCUUUGGUCUCUUCCCAUCAAUUCCAAUAGGACCGACGAGACUGACAUACCAAAAGAACUGCCUCGCUGUGUUUGGAUUCACCUGGGAGAACUCACUUUCCUACAACCAGUAACCUAUGAAGAUCUUCCAGACUAUUGCCCCUCCUGUAAAUGUUUUGGCCACAAAAACUGUAAGAGAAAGAAUGAGACCUCUAGAUGGGUUAAAAAUGAAGGGAGUACUAGAACUGGGAAUACAACAAUUGCUGUAGCUGUUUCCAAGCCUGGAGUGAACCAAACAACAAAAGAGGUUGUUUUGCAAACCAACCAGGGAGGCGCACGUGAUGAGGAUGCAACCAGGUCUAUUUCCGCUGCUGAAGAAACAAACUCAAAGUCUAAUGGGGCUGCUCCUCCAAGAGUUGAGGCCAUGGCAACUAAUUUAGCCCUAGCUAAUGUGAAGGACUCUAUAGCUCUUGAGCCCCCUUCAAUUUCUGCUACUUUUGAAAUAACCUCCCCUGACAGCUUCCCAGAAACUAGCCUAAGGUCUGAUUCAGAUCCUAUUGUUUGUGAAGACACAGAUUUUAAUGAGAAAGAUUCAGAUGCAAUUCUUUCUAAGAGUUGUACUGCAGCCCGUCACAUUGUUAAGAUAGCUUCUGAUGUUUGUGAAGUAAUUCCUACUGUCAAUUGUCCAGCAGCUUGUGGUAAUAGUGAGGUAAUAUUGGUAUCUCCUGUCCAGGAUGAUACCCUUAUACUGGAACCCAAAUCUCCUUUACUUUAUAACAAUGAACUCAGUCCCGGUGCACACAAUCUGUCUUCCGAGGCAGCAUUGGAUGGCACACAGACUGUUGACACUGAUAUUAAUGAAGAGUACAACCCUGGUCCUUCUCAAAUCAACCCAAUUGAAUUUCCAGUCCUCACAAAAGAACUGUUGGAAGCUACUAGUGGUGCACACACUCUUUCUCAUGAGAAAGAGAUGGAAGGCACACUAAGUCUUUCAUCUGCAGGAAAUGAUGAGAUACCUUCUGAUCCUUUUGAAAACAAAAACUCUCCUCCUCUGUUGACUAAAGAUGCAGGUAUUAACCCAUCAACAAUAGGACCGGUCCUUCAGUCCUUUGAGAUCGACGGACAACAAUAUGAAAUUAGGUCCUAGAUUGAUCCCCCGAACUGUGUGAUCCGAAAAUAUUUUUGAAAAAUGUCAUUUUUGAGAUCUAAAAUUCUAUUUUUCAUGUCAAUCGAUUAUGAUCAAUAUAAAGAUGAAUUCUUGAUAUAAAAAUGAUAUUUUGGACAAAUAAAUAUUGUGUGAUGCAUGACGCCUCUUAAUGGUUCAGAUGUCUGAAUGGUUAAGAGAUUUGCCUCUGAAUGGUUAAGUAUUAUACAGAGUCUGAAUGGUUAAGACCUCUUAUCUGAAUUGAUCAGACAUUUGCCUCUGAAUAGUUAAGCAAUAUACUAGCUCUUAAUGGUUCAGACCUCUUACUGGUUCAGCACUUAAUGGUUCAGACCUCUUACUGGUUCAGCACUUAAUGAUUUAGACUGUUUGUUUCAGCCUCUUAAUGGUUCAGAUGUCUGAAUGGUUAAGAGAUUUGCCUCUGAAUGGUUAAGUAUUAUACAGAGUCUGAAUGGUUAAGACCUCUUAUCUGAAUUGAUCAGACAUUUGCCUCUGAAUAGUUAAGCAAUAUACUAGCUCUUAAUGGUUCAGACCUCUUACUGGUUCAGCACUUAAUGGUUCAGACCUCUUACUGGUUCAG